AUGGGUUUACCCCAAGUUUCUUCAGUCAGGGAGGAUGUUUCUACAGGAUCGAGGACACCUGUGUCAAGCCCCUCUCGUACCAAUGGUGUUGGUGCCUGCGAUUUGGAUGGGCUUCCUCGAGAAAGCUCAAAUGGCAAGGCUUCAUAUCGAUCGAUUGGCAAUUUCAGUAGACAGACUGCAUCAGAUUCCCCGGAUGAAUCAAACAGAUAUUUUAGAGACAGCCAUGCGUUUGAUGGACUCACCGACUUCCAAGGAUUAAGAAUUGAUGAUUUUAGAGAUGCAAAUUCUAGAUCUUCUCAUAAAUUGCAGCCUGCUGUCCGUAGGCCCAUAACGAGGGUUGUGGGCUUUGAAUCAAACUGUAUUGGAGGUCCUGAUACAGCAGAACUGGAUACAAUCUGUCCAUCUGUGGCCAGUCAUAAUUUUGGUUCACCAUGUGAUCAGGAUGAACUUCAGGCAAGGAAAGGACUGCUGUCUCCAUUGAAAAAUGUGCUCUCUAGAAAGUUCCAUGGUAAUUUACUGAAUAUUGCUUCUGGUGAUGCUAGAUUUCAGCAUUCCGAGCCAAGUAAGAAACUCUACAGUUCUGGCUUACAAGAUAAUAAAAUGGUAAACACUGGAAGCCUCAGUUCUUUUGAGUCACAGGCAUGUCCGACCCCUAGAUGGUCCAAUUGGACUUCAGAAUUUGAUGUCAAUAGGAUUAAUUCUAUUCACUUCACUGAUGGCCCUUUACUUGGGAACAAGGAGUCGUUAUCCUAUUAUGAUCAUCUAGCUGCCAGUGCAAAAUUAGCACACUCUCCGCUCUCACUGUCUCCUCUCAGCCCUAGACGUAUUCAUAAAGUCAAGACUACAGAAUCUCCAAGGCAUGUAAUGAAAGAUAUUGAAAAUGAUUUCGUAGAUUUGAAGGAACAGGGAGGAUUUGAUGGAAUUGGGAUGCUAGAUGUGUUAGAGGAAACUAACAGAUUACAUGAUGAAUAUGAUACUAUGACCCCUAAAGGAAGUUCAUGUAGAAGAUAUCAAAACUGGGGUUCUGAAUCUUCACCUACGUUUCCGCGAGUUGGUUAUGGACGGAGUUUGAGUCUCCCUGCAAGGAGGUCACUAGUUGUCUCCUUUGAGGAAUCCCUUUUGUCUGGUCGACUUUCUUAUGGAAAAGAUAAUCAGACAAUUGAUGGUUUCUUAGCUGUCCUGAAUAUUGUUGGCGGUAGCUUCUCUCCCCCAACUCAGAAACUUCCAUUUGCAGUCGCAAGCAUCGACGAGGAUAGCUCCUUGUUGUAUUAUUCUUCUAUUGAUCUUGCUGGUAGAUUGUCCACAAGUGCAACCAACAGCAAUAGCCCAAAACUCCAAAGAAGCCUUAGUAACAAUAAUUCAAGAUCAGCAAAGAGUCGCUUACGCAUCCCUGCUAAGGGGCGCAUACAACUGGUUGUGAGCAACCCUGAGAAGACCCCACUCCAUACAUUCUUCUGCAACUACGACUUAACUGACAUGCCGUCUGGAAUGCUAGAUUACAUGGAGACGUUCAUGCGGCAAAAGGUCACUCUGUCUCCCACUGUUUCUCCCUCUAAUAUAGUGAAAGAAGAAAGCAAGACCAGUGACACAAAUGUUGGCCCGAAAGCUCAGUGUGUCUCAUGUGGAAGUGAACUUGCACAAGGAGGAACUCUAUGCUUGGAAUACUGCGGGCAGGGGCGGACGUGCAACUCAACUGAUGAAUCAGAAAAGAGACACGCAAACACAAAAUGUUACUCAUCGGGCACUGACAUGAAGGAAUCAGAUAAACCCAAUUCUAUUGGGAAUAAGCAAAAUAAUACUGAUUCUGAUGAUUGUUGCUGUCAGAUGGACAACGUGCACUCAGGUGCGAAGAAAUCAUGUUGUGCGUCUUCCAGGAUCAACGACAGUUCAGGUGGAGGCGUGCUCCGCUAUGCUUUGCACCUGCGGUUUCUCUGCUCCGCCUCCAAGAAAUCCUCAAAAUCUAUGCUACGUUGCAAAUCCGAUCCAUCAUCUGUACCGCACAGCGGCAAUACGGUGACUGAGGAUAGGAGAUUCUAUCUCUACAACGAUCUUAGAGUUGUAUUUCCUCAGAGGCACUCGGAUGCAGAUGAGGGCGAGCUGAAGGUGGAACAUGAUUUCCCUGCUGAUCCCAAGUACUUCGACAUAAGCAACUGA
Molecule: messenger RNA, 2154 nt
Organism: Triticum turgidum subsp. durum (durum wheat)
Lineage: Eukaryota; Viridiplantae; Streptophyta; Magnoliopsida; Poales; Poaceae
Source: the annotation of a GenBank genome assembly